This is a messenger RNA of Physcomitrium patens, 2440 nucleotides long. RefSeq lists its product as uncharacterized. NCBI's taxonomy places the organism in Eukaryota, Viridiplantae, Streptophyta, Bryopsida, Funariales, Funariaceae. The record is from RefSeq and is a predicted model, not a curated record. Gene Ontology annotation, biological process: mRNA transcription; response to light stimulus. Gene Ontology annotation, cellular component: nucleus.
ACAAGAAAUUAAGCCAGAGCCGUGGUGAUUUCAUUUGCAUCUCGUUUAAUUUCUAGUGCGCAUGAGCAGAAGAAUCGUGAUUCACAGUCGUUCUGACACGCUUUUGCUAUGCUCUGCCAUAGCGUUGGGUUCUCUCAGAUUUGGAUUGCAUCAGCUUUUGUAUCCCCCCUGCAGGAAUCACCUCGUCGGUGCAUUGUAGAGACGAACCAGCUUGAGAGUACUAGAGGAUAGGUUUAGAGUUUUGAAUUGUUAAUCUUAAACGCGUGUUUUAAUCAUAAAACCAGACGAACAAUUUUAUCGGUAGCGGUCGCUUGCAAGUUGGCCUGGAUCUUUACUCAAAGUCCUUGCAAUUGGUCUCCGUCUCACUUGUCAUGAUCUAGUUCCACAGGUCGCUGCUACACUGAAACCAGGGUCUGGCUCGUAGUACAAAUUGUUUACCUGUAACUUUCUAGCCGCAUGUUUUGUGGCGUCUGUUAACUUAUUGUGUGUAUUGGUAUGUCUUGGCGCAGUCGCCAGUUUGCGACACAGUUAACAACAGCCAGAGAUUUAGUGUGCCAUAGUUCAGUAAUCACUGGCCCAGUACCGAAGGCAUUAUGGAUUAUUUUAAGACGUACCGACGACCCUUCAACUGAUCUAACCCUUUCAGAUUCUUGAUUUUGAAGGCUCACUUAUCUGCAAGUGCUUCUUCGCUACGUGAUGCUACAGGACCCUUUUCCAUGUUGUACCUUUAUUCUGACGUGCAAGAGGUUCUCCGUUGAAUCCAAUACACACCACCUGCACGGCUAACGCUGAUUGGUAUUAAAUGAUGUCUGAGUUCCACUCCUCCGAGUUUCGUAACCUUCUUAAUAUUCCACCGGCAUCAAGUAUACACCCUGGGGAUAGUAGCAGAUUCAAUGACACGACGGCAUUUCAGUUUCUUCCCGGGGAACAGUACAUAAAUGCUUUGCACAGGGACUCAAAGCCGUUUAUGACCAGAGAUAACGACUUUGCAAGCCGGAUACAGUCACUCAUGAAUGGCGAAGUUGCUCUGGACAACAAUUUAGAACAUAACAGUGCAGGCCCAUCGUCAGGUUUCAUGAGAUUACCAGGACAAGCUCCGAAUGGAACAGUUUCCUCUCGAGAGCAGGUCGAUCACCAGCAUGAGCAGAAUACAGGAGUUCCAAGUCGCUACGAGGCGCAGAAGCGUCGGGACUGGAACACUUUUGGGCAAUAUCUUCGAAAUCAUCGCCCUCCUUUAGCUCUGGCAAGAUGCACCGGGUUGCAUGUGCUGGAGUUCGUGAGGUACCUGGACCAAUUCGGAAAGACGAAGGUGCACAUCGCUUCAUGCUCGUUCUUCGGACUGCCACAUCCUCCUCAUCCGUGUCCAUGCCCGUUGCGGCAGGCCUGGGGUUCCCUCGACGCUCUGAUUGGGAGGUUACGAGCCGCAUUUGAGGAAAAUGGGGGAAAACCAGAAAGCAACCCUUUCGGGGCGAGACAGGUGCGGCUCUACUUACGAGAGGUGCGGGAGAUGCAAGCGAAGGCGAGAGGAAUUGCGUAUGAAAAGAAAAAGCGAAAGAGGAUUCCACCACCCUCUGAGCUUGGAGGAAAUGGAGUGAAUGUUGGGAUGAUUGUGAACAUUGGAGCCGGCGGCAUGAGCAAUGGCAACGUUCAUCCUCUCCCAGCACAGCAGUGAGUACAAUGCUCUGAUCUGCGAAACAGCGAAAGACAUACUCAUGAAACUAGGCAUCAAUGAAGGGUAGUGUUCGUCCACAGAAGCUGAAGAUUAUUUCUUAAUCACUAACUCAAUAUCCGUGGUAAUUAUCGGGGCUGGUUCGAAUCGGCGAAGACAGAUCGAUCUUCAAUGUUGAUAGAGAAAGGCGAACAUUUGAAGACUCCCCUGUGAAUCUGUAGAUAUGGAAGCAUGUUUACUUUAAGUUCCCAACUCAUAAUCCUCCAGCUCAGUCUAGAUAUGCAGGUUUGUUUUAAGUCUUCAUGCGCAUGCACGCUAUAAGUCUGUAUAGGUUCCGCAAAGUGCAGGUGUGAUUGUAGAGUUCACCUCUCUUUCUGUGAAUACAUCUGGUAGUUCGAUUCACCUACUGUAAAGAGUCGACCCGUUCAACUUCAUCACCAAUUUUGGAUUAUUACUGAGGCAAUCUAUUUCUAGCUCUUCGUUUCAUCCAUUUCCAAACUGACCCUUGUCCUCUUGGAUAGUACUACUAGAUAAAACAUGCAGAAGACUUGGCCGCAGUCGUUCAUAAUGUCAGGGAGGUAGACAGUGUAGUGUGCUAGGAUAACCCUGACAAAAGGGAAUAUCUACACGAGUCGCACCACUUCCUAUCAUCUUCUUCAUCUAGAUGUGGAGUUGUGAGGGUCGUGAUCGUAAAAUUUCCAAUGAUGAGAACUUUACUCACUUGCCCUGCAGGGUCAUGAACAUACAAUUUCUCUGAAGAUUUUGCCUUCA